Salvelinus fontinalis (brook trout) is the source of this 6685-nucleotide messenger RNA. RefSeq names its product catenin alpha-2. Gene Ontology annotation, molecular function: structural molecule activity; cadherin binding; beta-catenin binding. The record is from RefSeq and is a predicted model, not a curated record. Gene Ontology annotation, biological process: cell migration; cell-cell adhesion. The transcript has 18 exons. Lineage: Eukaryota; Metazoa; Chordata; Actinopteri; Salmoniformes; Salmonidae. Gene Ontology annotation, cellular component: adherens junction; actin cytoskeleton; catenin complex. Bases 445 to 3162 code for a protein of 905 amino acids.
AUUCCGGAACAGGACAAAGGCUAACAGUGGAGAACACAAAACCAGCUACAAAGGGCCAGGCAGCUCUGCUAAACUAGUGCUGCGUCCCACACGGCAACCUCUUUCCUUUAUAGUGCACCACUUUUGACCCGGGCCCAUAGGGCUCUGGUUAAAAGUAGUACACUAUAUGAAUAGGAUGCCAUUUGGGACACGGAUCUAGGUUAGGCUGAACCGAAUACACAGGGACGCCUCAUUGGUUGUUUCCCAUGCUGUUGUUUUUCACAAGUCAGCGAUUUGUCGCCUGAUGUGGGAUAUUUCCUCACCGUUUGUUGUUCAUUGCUCAUUAAACAGUAUCAUUAGCUGAGGUUGCGCUGAGGUCGUCACUCCUUUAGAAAACAGAGCUGAUUGUAAGAGAGACAACUGUUAACGUAACGGUAAAGGAAUUACCCCAACCGGCCAGAGACCAUGACCACCGCUACGUCCCCCAUCCUGUUGAAAUGGGACCCCAAGAGCCUGGAGAUCCGCACCCUGACCGUGGAGCGGCUGCUGGAGCCCCUGGUCACACAGGUGACCACCCUGGUGAAUACCAGCAACAAAGGGCCCAGCAGUAAGAAGAAGGGGCGCUCCAAGAAGGCCCACGUGCUGGCCCUGUCCGUGGAGCAGGCCACGCAGAACUUCCUGGAGAAGGGCGAGCAGAUCGCCAAGAACAGCCACGAUCUCAAGGAGGAGCUCAUCCUCGCCGUGGAGGAUGUCCGCAAGCAAGGUGAUUCAAUGCGCGUGGCCUCCCAGGAGUUUGCUGACGACCCUUGCUCCUCGGUGAAGCGCGGCACCAUGGUGAGGGCUGCCCGCGCCCUGCUCUCCGCCGUCACCCGCCUGCUCAUCCUCGCCGACAUGGCCGACGUCAUGAGGUUGCUGGCCCACCUGAAAAUCGUGGAGGAGGCCCUGGAGGCAGUGAAGAAUGCCACCAACGAGCAGGACCUUGCCAACCGCUUCAAAGAGUUUGGCAAGGAGAUGGUGAAGCUCAACUAUGUGGCUGCCCGCAGACAGCAGGAGCUGAAAGACCCCCAGUGCCGGGACGAAAUGGCGGCUGCACGCGGCGCCCUGAAGAAGAACGCCACCAUGCUCUACACGGCCUCGCAGGCCUUCCUGCGCCACCCGGACGUGGCGGCCACGCGCGCCAACCGCGACUACGUCUUCAAGCAGGUGCAGGAGGCCAUCGGGGGCAUCAGCAGUGCCGCUCAGGCCACCUCGCCCGGCGACGAGAAGCACGGCCACGCCGGCAUCGGCGAGCUGGCCGCGGCCCUCAACGAGUUUGACAACAAGAUCAUCCUGGACCCGCUGACGUUCAGCGAGGCGCGUUUCCGCCCCUCCCUGGAGGAGCGCCUGGAGAGCAUCAUCAGCGGCGCCGCCCUCAUGGCCGACUCGUCCUGCACCCGCGACGACCGCCGCGAGCGCAUCGUGGCUGAGUGCAACGCCGUCCGGCAGGCCCUGCAAGACCUGCUGAGCGAGUACAUGAACAAUACUGGCAGGAAAGAGAAAGGAGACCCGUUGAACUCUGCCAUCGACAAGAUGACCAAGAAGACCAGGGACCUGCGCAGACAGCUGAGGAAGGCGGUGAUGGACCACAUCUCAGACUCGUUCCUGGAGACCAACGUGCCGCUGCUGGUGCUCAUCGAGGCGGCCAAGAGUGGCAACGAGAAGGAGGUCAAGGAGUACGCGCAGGUGUUCCGGGAGCACGCCAACAAGCUGGUCGAGGUGGCUAACCUGGCCUGCUCCAUCUCCAACAACGAGGAGGGUGUGAAGCUGGUGCGAAUGGCUGCCACCCAGAUCGACAGCCUCUGCCCACAGGUGAUCAACGCGGCCCUCACCCUGGCUGCUCGGCCCCAGAGCAAGGUUGCCCAGGACAACAUGGACGUGUUCAAGGACCAAUGGGAGAAGCAGGUGCGCAUCCUCACCGAGGCCGUCGACGAUAUCACUUCUGUGGAUGACUUCCUGUCCGUGUCAGAAAACCACAUUCUGGAGGACGUGAACAAGUGCGUGAUCGCCCUGCAGGAAGGCGACGUCGACACCCUGGACCGCACGGCGGGCGCCAUCAGGGGUCGGGCGGCCCGCGUCGUUCACAUCAUCAAUGCGGAGAUGGAGAACUACGAGCCAGGCGUUUACACCGAGCGCGUUCUGGAGUCUAUCAAGCUGCUGUCUGAGACUGUCAUGCCCCGUUUCGCUGAACAAGUGGAGGUGGCCAUCGAGGCGCUGAGCACAAACCCCCCACAGCCCUUCGAGGAGAACGAGUUCAUCGACGCGUCCCGUCUGGUCUACGACGGCGUGCGUGACAUACGGAAAGCCGUUCUUAUGAUCAGGACACCUGAGGAGCUGGAGGAUGACUCAGACUUUGAGCAGGAGGACUACGAUGCCCGCAGCAGGACCAGCGUCCAGACAGAGGACGACCAGCUCAUCGCCGGACAGAGCGCCAGGGCCAUCAUGGCCCAGCUUCCUCAGGAGGAGAAGGCGAAGAUCGCCGAGCAGGUGGAGAGCUUCCGGCAGGAGAAGUGCAAGCUGGACGCCGAAGUGGCCAAGUGGGACGACAAUGGCAACGACAUCAUCGUCCUUGCCAAGCAGAUGUGCAUGAUCAUGAUGGAGAUGACGGACUUCACCAGAGGCAAAGGCCCCCUGAAGAACUCCUCUGAUGUCAUCAACGCCGCCAAGAAGAUUGCAGAGGCAGGCUCCAGGAUGGACAAACUGGCCCGCGCUGUCGCCGACCAGUGCCCUGACUCGGCCUGCAAGCAGGACCUGCUGGCCUACCUGCAGAGAAUCGCCCUGUACUGCCACCAGCUCAACAUCUGUAGCAAGGUCAAGGCCGAGGUCCAGAACCUGGGAGGAGAGCUCAUCGUCUCUGGGCUGGACAGCGCCACCUCCCUGAUCCAGGCGGCCAAGAACUUGAUGAACGCUGUGGUGCUCACAGUCAAGGCCAGCUACGUGGCGUCCACCAAGUACGCCAAGGUGUACGGCGCCGCCGCCGUCAACUCGCCUGUGGUCAGCUGGCGCAUGAAGGCGCCCGAGAAGAAGCCCUUGGUGAAGCGGGAGAAGCCCGAGGAGUGUCAGACGCGCGUUCGACGGGGCUCGCAGAAGAAGCACAUCUCGCCCGUCCAGGCCCUUAGCGAGUUCAAGGCCAUGGACUCCUUCUAAAGAUGUCCGCCGCCACGACAUCUGUCACUGAAACCAAGAAAAACAACACCGACAACGAGAAGUUUAAGAAAACUCCCUUCUUUCUUUGUGUUAAUUUGUUUCUUUCGGUGAGAGGAGUUAUACUGAUAAUACCAACGCCUCCUUUCUCCCUUUUGAGUGACGGGUCGAUGAAAAAACCUACCUGGAGGACUUUGCUAACCCACCGCCUGUACUGAACUACAGCUCCCAUGAACACUUUGGGCUUCUCGGCCAAUGAGGAGCCAGCGCGCUCCCACCCAUAUUUAUUACUAUUAUAACUAUCUUAGCUUAACCGUGUGAGAGCCAAAUGUAUAAACACUAAAAACAAAAACGUACUCAAAAAAAGGGAGAUAAAAGGUUAAAAACAAAACAUAUCAGAAGAGGGGCACCUAAAAUGACUAAAUGGCCAUCAAUAUUAUUGCUAUCUCAUUACUAUCGUGGUACUGACUGGCUGCUCGUACACCCAUUAACUGCCUGAAUGGAAAUGAUGAAUGACGCAGUAGUGGAAUCACUGUAAUACGAGGAUUGAUCUAUCGAGGUUGAUAAACUUUGGGCGGCAUUUUCGUGGAGACAAAAAGAGCACAGGUUUGUGCAAAAAGGACUGUAAACCUCUAUAUAAAUCAGACAGGGAAAUUUCAUUGUGAAACUUCUCUUCAACAAUGUGCAUUAUAAGGAGGCGAUUGAACUAGAGUUGAGUUUACUGAGUAAUGCAUGAAGUCACCUCCUCAUAACACAUCGAUGACACUGCCUGAUUAUGAAGAGGUUUACAGUAUUUCCCCCACAGAUCUGUGCUUUUUUUUUGUACAACACAAAUGUCAAUAUUCCCAUCCUAACUUAAUAUCUUGUAUUUUUCCCCGGUUUGAAUGUUACCUUACCUGUAGAGCUAGGAAUAACUUAUGUUUAAGGUAACUGAAAGUGUUUGGCAUCCAAGUAAUUUGUUUCCUUGUUCCUUCCCGACCCUUAACGGUGUUCCUGAACGAUGCACACACUUUAUGGUCCUAUGGUAUUGCCUUUUUAAAAAUCAAUUUCUCGUGAUGAUAUCACUAACUAUAUCGCAGCCUGAUUGGAUUAUUGUGUAGAGUGUAAUAGUAGACACGGAGAGGUAUGACUAGUUGUGGUUUCCUCAGAGAAUAUUUUGGCUGCGUUUAGACAGGCAGCCCAAUUCUGAUAUUUUUUUUAAACUAAUUUGUCUUUUAAUCAAUCAGUUCAGCUCUGAAAAAGAUAUCAUGUGAUUGGUCAAAAGUUAAAUUAGUGGGGAAAAAAUACCCGAAUUGGGGGGUGCCUGUCUAAAUGAAGCUCUAGAGUCCUACAAACAUACAUACAUUCAGGUAACUGCCAAAAUAAUGGAAAUGAGGGAUAUAAAGUAUAUUUAAAGGAGGCGCUUCCACACUGAGAUAAUUCAUCAAUUAACAUCCCAGCAUGCUUAGGGUCAUGUAUAAAUGAGGGAUAUAAAGUAUAUUUAAAGGAGGCGCUUCCAGACUGAGAUAAUUCAUCAAUUAACAUCCCAGCAUGCUUAGGGUCAUGUAUAAAAAUGCUGGGCAGGCCAAUUUUUGGGUUACCAUGGCCCCUAUAGGAUGACAAUGCCAUCCACACGGCGUGAAGGGCCAUGGGGGGAAUGGUUUGAUGAGCAUGAAAACGAUCAACCCAAUUGAACAUUGAUGGGAGAUUCUGGAGCAGCGCCUGAGACAAGAGUUUUCCACCACCAUCAACAAAACACCAAAUGAUGGAAUUGGGUUGCAUCUCUCCAAUAGAGUUCCAGACACAGAAACUAUUCUAAUUGAAUCUGUUCUGGCUCGUGGUGGCCCAACGCCCUAUUAAGACACUUUAUGUUGGUGUUUCCAUUAUAUUGGCAGUGACCUGUACAUACUUACAUACAGUUGAAGUCGGAAGUUUACAUACACCUUAGCCAAAUACAUUUAAACUCCGUUUUUCACAAUUCCUGACAUUUAAAAGUUCCCUGUUUUAGGUCAGUUAGGAUCACCACUUUAUUUUAAGAAUGUGAAAUGUCAAAAUAAUAGUAGAGAGAAUGAUUUAUUUCAGCUUUUCUUUCUUUCAUCACAUUUCCAGUGGGUCAGAAGUUUACAUACACUCAAUUAGUAUUUGGUAGCAUUCCCUUUAAAUGGUUUAACUUGGGUCAAAUGUUUCAGGUAGCCUUCCACAAGCUUCCCACAAUAAAUUGGGUGAAUUCUGGCCCAUUCCUCCUGACAGAGCUGGUGUAACUGAGUCAGGUUUGUAGGACUCCUUGCUCGCACACGCUUUUUCAGUUCUGCCCACAAAUUUUCUAUUGGAUUGAGGUCAGGGCUUUGUGAUGGCCACUCCAAUACCUUGACUUUGUUGUCCUUAAGCCAUUUUGCCACAACUUUGGAAGUCUGUUUGGGGUCAUUGUCCAUUUGGAAGACCCAUUUGCGACCAAGCUUUAACUUCCUGACUGAUGUCUUGAGAUGUUGCUUCAAUAUAUCCACAUAAUUUUCCCACCUCAUGAUGCCAUCUAUUUUGUGAAGUGCACCAGUCCCUCCUGCAGUAACGCACCCCCACAACAUGAUGCUGCCACCCCCGUGCUUCAUAGUUGGGAUGGUGUUCUUCGGCUUGCAAGCAUCCCUUUUUCCUCCAAACAUAACGAUGGUCAUUAUGUCCAAACAGUUCUAUUUUUGUUUCAUCAGUUGAGAGGACAAUUCUCCAAAAAGUACUGUCUUUGUCCCCAUGUGCAGUUGCAAACCGUAGUCUAGCUUUUUUUAUGGCAGUUUUGGAGCAGUGGGUUCUUCCUUGCUGAGCGGCCUUUCAGGUUAUGUCGAUAUAGGACUCGUUUUACUGUGGAUAUAGAUACUUUUUGCAUCUUUUGUUGUUCCGGGAUUGAUUUGUACUUUACGCACCAAAGUACGUUCAUCUCAAGGAGACAGAAUGUAUCUCCUUCCUGAACGGUAUGAUGGCUGCGUGGUCCCAUUGUGUUUAUACUUGCGUACUAUUGUUUGUAUAGAUGAACGUGGUACUUUCAGGCAUUUGGAAAUUGCUGGAUGAACCAGACUUGUGGAGGUCUACAAUUUUUCUCUGAGGUCUUGGCUGAUUUCUUUUGAUUUUCCCAUGAUGUCAAGCAAAAAGGCACUGAAUUUGAAGGUAGGCCUUGAAAUACAUCCACAGGUACACCUCCAAUUGACUCAAAUGAUGUCAAUUAGCCUAUCUAAAGCCAUGACAUCAUUUUCUGGAAUUUUCCAAGCUGUUUAAAGGCACAGUCAACUUAGUGUAUGUAAACUUCUGGCCCACUGGAAUUGCAAUACAGUGAAUUAUAAGUGAAAUAAUCUGUCUGUAAACAAUUGUUGGGAAAGUUACUUGUGUCACGCACAAAGUAGAUGUCCUAACCGACUUGCCAAGACUAUAGUUUGUUAACAAGACAUUUGUGGAGUGGUUGAAAAUGACUACAACCUAAAUGUAUGUAAACCUCCGACUUCAACUGUACAUACAAACAAAUACCUUUAUAUUCACUGUUCUCUAAUAAACGCGUCAAACUUGA